Messenger RNA from Photinus pyralis (common eastern firefly), 923 nucleotides. It is a transcript of the gene Dph5, whose product is annotated as diphthine methyl ester synthase. Gene Ontology annotation, biological process: protein histidyl modification to diphthamide. NCBI's taxonomy places the organism in Eukaryota, Metazoa, Arthropoda, Insecta, Coleoptera, Lampyridae. The transcript is spliced from 4 exons. Gene Ontology annotation, molecular function: diphthine synthase activity. The coding region runs from base 63 to 875 and encodes 270 amino acids. The record is from RefSeq and is a predicted model, not a curated record.
CAGCAACUUAGUCACAUCCUUAACCUUAAAAUUUGUACCUAAUCAAAAUUUUGUAAAUUAAUAUGUUUUAUAUUAUUGGUUUAGGUUUAGGCGAUUGUAAGGAUGUAACCGUAAAAGGAUUAGAAAUAAUUAAAAAAUGUGAUCGAAUUUACCUGGAACAUUACACAUCCAUUUUAACAUGUGGAAUUAGUGAGCUUGAAAGUUUCUACCAAAAGAAACUUUUAAUAGCAGAUAGAGAUCUGGUAGAACAAAGUGCCGAUACGAUCCUUCAAGGUGCAGAUAUUGAAGAUGUUGCGUUGCUUGUCGUAGGCGAUCCAUAUGGAGCCACCACACAUACUGAUCUAAUACUAAGAGCGAAAGAAAAGAAUAUACAGUUUCAAAUUAUUCACAAUGCUUCAAUUUUAAAUGCUGUUGGUUGCUGUGGGUUACAACUUUAUUCCUUUGGAGAAACCAUUUCGAUACCGUUUUGGACAGAGAAUUGGAAACCUGACAGUUUUUUUAACAAAAUUUUAUCAAAUUAUCAACGUAAUUUACACACAUUAUGUCUUCUAGACAUCAAAGUCAAGGAACCAACAUUGGAAAGUUUAACUAAGAAAAAAAAGGAAUACAUGCCACCACGUUUUAUGUCAGUUUCCGAAGCCACACAACAAAUUUUGGAAAUUAUUAAUAAGGCCGAUUCUGGUUGUGAUGUAACUGGUAAUGACAUGUGCAUUGGACUGGCUCGUGUUGGAUCAGAGAGCCAAAAAAUUGUCGCAUGUUCUAUUUCACAGAUGACUACGGUUGAUUUGGGACCACCAUUACAUUCUCUAGUAAUACCCAGCUGUGUACUUCAUCCUUUAGAAGAAGAAUACAUAAAUCAAUUUAAAUUAAACUGAAUACUAAUGUAAUUAAUAUAUAUUUAUUAUAUGGAAAUAUUUACAUAA